GUUUUGUCGAUGAUCGAUAAAAUUUUCAAUUUCUCGAUUCCCAAAGAAAGAUAUCUGGGAAUUAGACAAGGAGUAGUAAUAUGAAAGAUGGAGGAUCAGGAAACGAAGCGGAUAACCAAAAAACCGUCAAGAUCGAUCAUCAUCAGUCUCAAAGAUAUUCCUCCUCUCGACCCUUCUUCUAUUCCCUCUAUGAAACCAAUGGCGCAAGAUCAUCAUAAUGUGGGAAUGCAGAGAUUCCAAGAGAAGACUGACUUCAAGUUUGAAGAAGAAGACAAUGCCAUUUCUUCCUUCUCUAACAUUCAAAUUGAUCCUAACAGCACAAGAAGCAUUUCACUAGAGAAGAAGCUUGCUCCUAAACCAGAUGAAGAACACACCACCACCACCAAACCCAUAUCUAAAGAUGAUGAAUCUAAGACUAGGAGAGGCUCAGCUAAAUCGGUGUUACACGAAAUGUGUGCUUCCAAGCGUUGGAGACCUCCUGUUUAUGAAUGCUGCAAUGUUGAUGGACCUUGCCAUUUGAGAUUGUAAGUAAACAUCUUCUAACCUGCACUUGCUUUUAUUUUUUGAGUCGCAAUCUUUUUUGCAUCAACUUGGUUUUUUGGUUCAGAUUUACAUACAAAGUUAUGGUUGAGAUUAGAGAUUCUUCAGGGAAAACUGUUUUGGAGUGUUUUGGGGAUCCCAGACGCAAAAAGAAAGCUGCUGCUGAGCAUGCAGCAGAAGGAGCGCUUUGGUAUCUUGAGCAUGUGAAGACAAAGCCGCAUCAGUAAAUCAUCAUUUAGUCGAUAUGAAGUAGCUGGAGAGUUUAGUAAAGCCAUCUAUAGUUAGUUCUAACGAGGGAAGCUUGAACCAUAUUAUACCUAUCUUUUAAUUCAUUAUAGCUCUAUGGGUUGUAACAGUUUUGAUCUGUAUCAGAACUUUUCUUUCAAACUUUGUGCCAUUAUAUUUCUCCUUAGUAAGGAGCCUUUAUCUUUAUCUUUAUGUUUAUGGAAUAGAAGAGCUCAAGUCAUCCAAGUUAGAGAAAGCUUUGGAGACUUUGUCUGGUUAGACUGAAGGAGGGAAUUCAGUUCAGUGAGAUUUGAAACACUGAUUUUUCUCAUUUGCAACUAAGAUUUGAGCAUUCUUUUUUUUUUUGGUUUUGUUGCAUUCUCUCUUGCGCGGACAGAGACUAG
This is a messenger RNA of Arabidopsis thaliana (thale cress), 1169 nucleotides long. It is a transcript of the gene RTL1, whose product is annotated as RNAse THREE-like protein 1. Bases 88 to 528 code for a protein of 146 amino acids. NCBI's taxonomy places the organism in Eukaryota, Viridiplantae, Streptophyta, Magnoliopsida, Brassicales, Brassicaceae. The transcript has 3 exons. The record is from RefSeq and is marked reviewed.